GGGAGCAGAUUUUGUCCAACUAUAGCGAAAAAGAAAAGAAAGUGUAUUUUAGUUAACAGAAGACCAAACUAAUGGAAGUUAAAAAGUAAAGAUGCUUAUGUAGAGCUGUGACCAGUUGAGGCCUUUGAGAAAAUGGAAUUUCAUCGUUGGGAAAACGAUACAUCCAAGGUUAUUAGAUUAAUUUGAGCUGCAUUUUUGCAUCUAGGUGGCGAAGGGUGAAAUAAUACACUAUAAAAGGAUUGGAAGUGGCUGUGGAUGGAGGGGUCUGGCAGUCCUCGCUUCAGAAAGCUCCAUUUCCCAGUGGGUCUGUGGAUCAACUCCCCCAGGAAACACUUUGCCAAGCUAGGGGGUCGCUGGCCUAGUGCUAUCUCUGUGAAGUCGACCACCAGCUCUGACGCAGCCUCCCUCCACGAGGCCCCCUCUGCUCCUUCCUCUUCUCUUUCUAACUCCACCCCCUCGCUGGCUUCCCCCACCCCAUCCCCGUCUCCAUCCCCGGCCUUCCUCAGGCCGCGGCCUGCUGGGCCCCAGUCACGCACCAAACGCCUCUCCCAUCUCUUCCUGCGGGGGCGUUCCAACAGUGACCGGGACCGGGCGGUGGGGGAGAAGGAGAGAGAGGUAUGGGCCCAUUCGGCUGCCGCCUCCUCCCACCACUACCUGCCCCCUGCCUCCUCCUCUGCCCCAGGCCUGGUCAAGAUCUAUGGGGAUGCCCUCUCCAGUGGGGCCAACUAUCGCUCCCUACUGGCCAACAUUCACUCCACAGCCAGACAGCUCAUCGCCCAGGUCAUCACUCGAUACACAGAGAGAGAGAGGGAGGAGACAGAUGACGCAGUUCUCCAGAAACACAGCCCUGAGGACUUCCUGUUGUGUGAUGUCAUUGGAAAGCCCAUCCAGCAGCCAGAUGGAGCUAUCAAAUGGGAGACAGAGUGUCGGAGAAGCGUUGCCCCAUGGGAAUGUCCCUUGUUGUUAGUCGACAUGUGGCGGCCUAAAGACGGAUUUGAGCGGCGCUUUGAAAUCCAAAGGAAGGAAGACUAUGAGAGAGAGGAGAUGGAGCGGGAGAAGGAGCGGGAGAGGGAGGGGGAGAACUAUCAAGGUGUGCGCUGGCGGCGGAGCAGGAUGUCAUCAGGAGGGGGACCAGAGGAGAGUGAGCGCGGUCACCGUGGAAGGAACACAGAGCUCAGGAGGAGCAUCAGUGACAUGAACCUCAGUCUGCGGCGUCGCCAAGGCAACCAUGUCAGCAAUGACCCACGUGGGUCUGGCAACCGACCCAACAACAAUGGAAGAGUGCAGGACAGGAAGAACAUUGUGAGCAUGAUCAACCCGCAAGGAGAGAUUAGAGCAUCUAAAGCUGAAGCAAAGGUUGGGUGGACGAACCAGCCAGCACAGGACGAGACAGAUUACUCCAGCUGUGACCUGGAAGUGAUGUCACAAAGUUUGAUCCUUCCACCCACAGACCGGCCAUACUUCCUGUUGCUGCAGGGUUACGAUCAGAGCAAGGAUUUUGUUUUGUACAUCAUGGCGGGACAUACGCAUGUGUUUGGGAGAAAGCCCACAAUGAAGGAGAGAGAGAAGGAUAGAGAGAGAGAGAGGAAGGGGAAAAGGCCUCUGAAGGUGGACACAUUCCUGUCUGCGCCUGACCUUUUGGCCAGACACUUACUUAUCAGGAGAGACUCAGCUGUUCCCGAGACGUCCAAAGGACAAGCUCUGAUGCGGCCUUUCAGAGGAGGUGCUGUCACACACAACGGAGUGGCCCUUUACAGGGAGACAGUUCUAAAACCUGGGGAUGUGAUUGGUCUGGGAAAUCACUUCCUUUUCCUGUACCGUGACCCCCGUGUGACUCCAGCUCCGCCACUGGCAUUGACCCUGCCAUGGCAGGCUGAUGCCUCCACUACUUGCUGCCCCUCUGGGUUGGUGGACAAACAGGAGACACUGAGGCAGUAUCUUGGAUCUACCGAGGCAAUUUUGAAGUUCCAUCCCCGUCAUGCCGAUGCUUUGUUACAGGAUAUCAUCUCCAAGAAUUCCUCUCCGGACUCUGGUGGAGGGCCUUUAGCUCCUGCUUAUCUCCUGUCAAUCAUGAUAGACCAUGCCUCCAAACACCUUGAUCCUGUUCUCACACCACAGAUAUUACUCAAGGCAGCCAACCUAAUAAAAGAAAUUGUCUGGGAUAACAUUAAGGAAUUUGGGGAUAAGCAUCCCACGCAAAAUUCCACGGAGCAAGAAGGUGAGAUUAGCUUGCCCAAUGUCCAGAAACUGUCGUCUGACCUUCGACCCCUGAUGUUCUGGAUGUCAAAUGCCACAGAGCUGCUGAACUUCUUCCAAGUCAAAGUUGAAUCCAUGGAGAAAGAGUGGGAGUUUGAAGCCCCCGGGGACCCAGUGUUGACGGCUGACAUGGACACUUGUUCAGAGGCCCUGGCGCAACUAGACGAUGUCAUUAUGCACACCUUCCAGCAGUGUGUGUAUCACCUCACCAAGACCCUGUACUCGCUCCUUCCAGCUCUACUGGACAGCAACCCUUUCUCCAGGGAGGAGAAGGAGAAAGAAAAGGACGGAGCGCGGGGUGGAGAGGCAGAAGAGAAAAGAGAAGGAGAAGCAGAGGUGGAUGACGUGUCGGCUUUGCCACCCAAAGUUGCAGGGCUUGUGGAGGUGUAUCGCUGUUCCCUGAUGCUGUCGCGGGAAGCUUGUUUGUCUCCUCCGCUCACCUCCCAAACCUUUGGCUACCUCUUCUUCUUCACCAACACCUCUUUGCUUAACACUUUGCUGGAGAGAGAUGGGCUGUUUUCUUGGUCCAGAGCAGUCCAGAUCCGUACAAACUUGGACCUGGUUCUGGACUGGCUACAGGGGGCAGGAUUAGGGGACAUUGCCUCUGAGUUUAUGAAGAAGCUGUCAAUCACAGUUAACUUUCUGUGUAUUCCCAAGACCCGACUCAUUCAGUCAUCUUGGAGCAGUUUACAGGAGGACCAUACCUUGUUAAGCCCUGCCCAGCUGCACCAUCUACUCACUCAUUACAAGCUGGGACCAACCAGAGCCCCACCAGCAUCCUGGGGCCCUCCGCCUGGCACAGAGCUGAGUGGAGACAUAUUUGAGAGUUUCCUGGAUCACCCUCCUCUUAUCCUGCCAAAUGAGACUCCACGCCUUGACCUCUCCCAGCCAAUCCCGAGCCCUGAGCUCCAAAAGGAAGUGACACGUCUCCGCACCUUCUUGUGGGGACUUGACCAGGACGAGCUCCCCGCCAAUCAGAGGACUCGCCUUUGAGCAAGCCCAAAUUUGUCUCUUUAUGCAUAUCAUAUAGAAGUAAAACGGAUAUCACCAAAAGAAGCACAGAAAAUGCAAACUGGACAUGUUUUGCUGCCUGGUUGUGUGUUUGUUCAUGAUAUUUCCAUAUCAAUUCAUGUAUUCAUUUAGAUAUUUUCAAGUAAGAGAAAUACAUUGGCUUUGGUAUGUCUUUAUAGAAUUUAUUUUAAAGUGGGGAAUAAAAACCCCAUGUCAGGCUGGGCCACGUAGUGUUAUGCUUUACGUGACUGUUUUACUUGGCUUCCAUGUAUGUUUUUGAACUACUUGUUUUUAAUAAAAUGCUGAAUUCUCGUCUAAAAGA
Messenger RNA from Scomber scombrus (Atlantic mackerel), 3589 nucleotides. It is a transcript of the gene rasip1, whose product is annotated as Ras interacting protein 1. The transcript has 16 exons. The record is from RefSeq and is a predicted model, not a curated record. Gene Ontology annotation, cellular component: cell-cell junction. Gene Ontology annotation, molecular function: GTPase binding. The coding region runs from base 256 to 3249 and encodes 997 amino acids. Gene Ontology annotation, biological process: negative regulation of Rho protein signal transduction; regulation of GTPase activity; angiogenesis. Lineage: Eukaryota; Metazoa; Chordata; Actinopteri; Scombriformes; Scombridae.